Prunus armeniaca (apricot) is the source of this 288-nucleotide messenger RNA. NCBI's taxonomy places the organism in Eukaryota, Viridiplantae, Streptophyta, Magnoliopsida, Rosales, Rosaceae. The record is from the annotation of a GenBank genome assembly.
AUGUUGACUAAUGAAGAAAUAACAGAGAUACAGAUUGUUUGUGCAAAUAAUCUCACGGGAGAAUAUUCGCUUCUAGAUCCUUCAACCUUCGAUCUUCCUUCUCUCUCUUCCUCGAUUCCUGUAAAACAGAUUGGAGGUGUGAACCAGGCGGCCGGAGCCGUGUGUGGUGGCCGGAGCCGUGUGGAGAAAAUAUGGAGAGUGGAGAGGGAGAAAGAGAGAGUUUCGGGAGCCUCGGGGCUAGGGUUUCGUAGAGAAUAUGCUGAGUUUAUUCUCUACCCAAAUUCGUAG